Molecule: messenger RNA, 1924 nt
Organism: Xenopus laevis (African clawed frog)
Lineage: Eukaryota; Metazoa; Chordata; Amphibia; Anura; Pipidae
Gene: chst9l.S
Product: carbohydrate sulfotransferase 9-like gene 1 S homeolog
Exons: 2
Coding region: 755-1654 (299 amino acids)
Biological process (GO): carbohydrate biosynthetic process; proteoglycan biosynthetic process
Cellular component (GO): Golgi membrane; membrane
Molecular function (GO): sulfotransferase activity
Source: RefSeq, a predicted model, not a curated record
AAGGAAUAAUCCUUCGAUCGUACUAUCUGCGCUAAAUCCUUCGACUUCAAUAUUAGUGAAUCGGCCCCUAGAUGUCAGACCAUUUGAUAACCCGAUAUGCUUCUUCUGAAUAAAUGAUACAAUAGUUUCUCAAUCUUUGAAGAACUGUAAGCAGGCUAAAAAUUCUGCAUGUUAUAUUUUGGGUUUCUUUACUAGCGCAAGGUCGGUGCUCAAACCUUUAGCAGUUAGCAAUUAAUUGAAAGUGAAUCAUCCCAUAAAUAUAAUGUAUAUAUCCCUUUGGAAAUAUUUUGACUCUUCUUAAAUUAUCAGCUUUUAUGAAUCACAAUACCUGCCAGUUUCCUAUAUAUAUAUAUAUAAAAUAUGUGUUAUCUACUGCCCCAAAAAUAUGAAUUGUGCAUUAUGACUGUCAUGGCUGACAUUUCUGCACCAGCAAACAAAAAUUUCAGUGUGUUAAGUAAUGGUGACAAAUAACCUCACCCCAACUGGAUAGUAUUAGUUCUCUUUUAGCAAUGAAUAUAUUCAAGAUGCACUUGGAUUCAGAUGUUAUAGAUAAAUAUUGAUUUUUACCUGGAUGAGAAAAAGCUAAAGGUUGACAGCUGCAGAUAUCUACUCAAGUGAUUUAGGAAUUCAUUUAACUCAAUUGUCUAUGAAGAGUCUGUUUCAGAGUUAAACAUUCACAUAUUUUCUCUGCACAGAAGCUGCAAUUUGACUUUCAAUCCUUUGCUCUGUCAUUAACCAGUGGAAAUCCCAAGCAAUGCACAAGCUCAAACCCAAGAUUUUUAUUCUUCUUGUCCUCGUCUGCGGAAUUUCUGGAUUUCUGUUUCAUCUCAAAGUUUUUGAGCAGACUGUCAUGACUCAAAACCAACGUAGAGAUGAUGUGAGAGUUACCUGUCGUCAAAACAAUCUCACAGUCUACUCACACCGAAUAAAACCUUCUAUUGCAAAGCAGCUGUAUGUGGUGCACAGCCAUAAGUUUAUUUACUGUGAAGUGCCAAAAGUGGGCUGUUCCAACUGGAAGAGGAUCAUUUUGCUUUUAAACAGCAGCCUCAAACUGACUGCAGAUGAACUUGCACCUCGUGUGGUCCACACAUCUCCAUAUCUGAAGAAGCUGAGCUCGUAUCGCCCUGCUGAGCAAGUGGAGCUCCUCAAUAAUUACACCACGGUGAUGUUCACCCGACACCCUUUAGAGAGACUGGUUUCAGCUUACAGAGACAAGUUCCUCCAUGAUGAUACAACAUUCUACAGUAGAUCGUUUUCUAAUCUAAUCAAGAAAGUUGUAAGGAGGAAUGUAAAUUCACCCGGAAGGAUCAGUUUCGAAGAGUUUGUGCGCUUCAUUGUCUCAGAAAACCCAAAUUAUAGAGACAGUCACUGGAAGCCCAUGUUGGAACUAUGUGACCCGUGCAAUAUCCACUACGACAUUGUGGGCAAGUUUGAAACCAUCAAAGAAGACGCUGCCUAUGUGCUGAGAUCAAUCAGAGCACCAAAGGACCUGGUGUACCCCGAUAUUAAGCAUUACUCCAAUGAAACCAGGACCAAUGACUUAAUAACAAUGCAAUAUUUCAGAUCCCUUCCCAGAACAUUAUAUGAAAAACUAAUACACAUUUACAGAUUUGACUUCUCCAUGUUUGAAUACAGCCCUCUCUUAAAAUUAUAAAUGACUAUAAGAAUGGGAUGCACGCACAGAUAAUAGUUGACUUUAAUUGUCAUUCCAUAGCUUAUUCAUUCGUGAUUUCUACUUAUUUAGCAAUGGCUAUUUUGAAAAAGAAACCCCCAUCAAUGAUUAUAAAUUUUAUUUAAGAAGUAUCCAUUUCCCACAGAUUGACAUUUUGUUUUUGAAUUCACUAUUGUACAAAUCAGAAAACCUGUUACAGCAGGUGGUUGAAGACUGAGAAUCCUUGUUUUUUUGGGUAGAACCACACGGAUG